AUGUUUGUAGUUCUGCAAGAUAAUGGAACAUACUCUUACAAAACUAUAGCAGACCUUAAGUCACGGCUUCGAAAACUAGAGAAUGAAGAAUUUACCCCAACGGAUCAAUUGGUGGGCAAGGCAAUGAACUUUAUUAAUUCAAAUAAAACUAUGAUGGGCCUUAUUGCAGGAGAAUUGUGGAAUGUAGGUACAAAAGCAAUGGAUAGAAUUGUGGAAGUGAAAACAAGAAUGUCAGGACGUCAAGCAGAGAAGAAGGAGGAGAGAAGAGAAAAGUAUAAUGAAGAAUAA
This is a messenger RNA of Arctia plantaginis, 288 nucleotides long. NCBI's taxonomy places the organism in Eukaryota, Metazoa, Arthropoda, Insecta, Lepidoptera, Erebidae. The record is from the annotation of a GenBank genome assembly.